AUGAACUCAGCGGAGGAGUUGCCUGGCGGGAAUGGUGCCUAUGAGCUUCAAAUGAAGUUGCGCACGACAACUGUGCGUCUUCUGCGUAAAAAGAUGUUCGACAAGGCCAUUCACGUACUCGAAGAUGGUGCACAGAGACUUUUAGACAUGAAGGAGGAAGGAAGUGCUUGCGACAUUACAGAAUAUCUUCUCGAUGUUUACACACAAGCCGACGUCAAGAUGGAUGAUGAAAAUCGUAAACGAAUCAUAUCUAUUCUCUCUAGAACAACCUCACCCACAUGGCGCCGCAAGUCCAUCGCAGCUGCUAGCAAGUGGGCCGUCAAAGCUACGGGCAACUCAUUGGGCGAUCCUCAACUUAAUGCACUAUUGUCCAAGCUGCUCACACAAGACAAUCAAUGGUUCGAGGCAGAGAAGCAUUUGAUCGGGGCUGCGGGAUACGAUGAAGAAUACGCUUCAGACCUUGCCAAUAUGCUCCUGGACUGGAAUGCUGCAUACUCUAAAGCAUUAGCUGAAUCAAAUGACAAUGAGCCGCCUACUGAUUCGGUGGAGCGUGUUCUUUCUGGAACAUUUGCUCUUCGCGGCUGGAUUCCUCUUAUGCUCGUGGAGAAGCCCCAAAGUGCUCUGGCAUUCAUUCAAGCCUACGUUAAAUCUGCUACAGAACGUCACCCAUCUUUACUUUUGCCUGUCAAGCCUAACCCGCGCGAAUACAAGUCGCCUUCUAGUGUGUCUAAUUUCACCACGGCUAUUUACAUGACAGCAAGCCCGCCUCUGAACUUUUCACAAAACGCCGUGGCGCUUGUUUGCGACAUUCAAAGCACGAAAGCUCCCGUCUCAAACGAGAUGAAGGCUGCAUGGCAAUCGCUUCUGCGACAGUUUGUUCAGGACGGUGGACUAACCGGUAUGGAGUCUCUUGUUGAUCUUCUUUCAGAAGUUUCAUCCAAAUACAUUGAUCUCCAUCCGGCUCGUAAGCAGACUGAUAUGCUCUCGUCCAUGGUCUCGAAAAUGAUGGGUGUCCAAUCGGAGCCUCAGGGCGCAUCUGCCAAUGCGCAAAUAAAAAUCAAGCAGCUUCCACGCCCAGCUGCUCCAAAACUCAAGGCGGCGUCUGAUAAACAAUCAACAACCUCUUCUACCGCUCCAGCUGUCUCCGAGGCUGACCAGCUGGUUGAUGAAGAGAUGGAUUAA
Messenger RNA from Malassezia restricta, 1182 nucleotides. RefSeq names its product DUF410 domain protein. The record is from RefSeq and is a predicted model, not a curated record. Lineage: Eukaryota; Fungi; Basidiomycota; Malasseziomycetes; Malasseziales; Malasseziaceae. Bases 1 to 1182 code for a protein of 393 amino acids. Gene Ontology annotation, cellular component: cytosol. The transcript has 4 exons. Gene Ontology annotation, molecular function: protein binding. Gene Ontology annotation, biological process: protein insertion into ER membrane.